Messenger RNA from Corythoichthys intestinalis (scribbled pipefish), 1697 nucleotides. RefSeq names its product glutamine synthetase-like. Bases 172 to 1287 code for a protein of 371 amino acids. Gene Ontology annotation, molecular function: glutamine synthetase activity. The transcript has 7 exons. Gene Ontology annotation, cellular component: cytoplasm. The record is from RefSeq and is a predicted model, not a curated record. NCBI's taxonomy places the organism in Eukaryota, Metazoa, Chordata, Actinopteri, Syngnathiformes, Syngnathidae.
CACACAGGCUGUCUGUCUCUGAUGCCACAUUCUGUUUGUCUGCCAGUCAUUUGCAUGCAGUUAAAUACCACAAACAGGUUCUGUUUUGUGCUAAUAAGGAGCUGUUUCUUGACAUCAGAAUUUGCAGUUGAGGAAGCCUUCGACAGAGAGAGAAAGCAAUUUUAGAUAAACAUGUCGACAGCUUCGAUUAGCUCCUGCUUCAACAAGACUGUCCGUGAGCAUUACAUGAGGCUACCCCAAGGGGACAAAUGCCAGGUGACUUAUAUCUGGAUUGAUGGAACUGGAGAAGGACUUCGCAACAAAACCCGGACCCUGGAUAGCGAACCAAAAAAUAUAGAUGAAAUUCCUGAAUGGAACUUUGAUGGGUCAAGCACAAACCAGUCAGAGGGCUCCAACAGUGACAUGUACCUCAUCCCAGUGUGCAUGUUCAGAGAUCCAUUCACUCUUGACCCCAACAAAUUGGUCCUCUGCGAAGUUUUAAAAUACAACCGCCUUCCUGCAGAAACAAACCAUCGAAUGAAAUGCAAGAAAGCUAUGGACCAGGUUAAAGAGCACGAGAUAUGGUUUGGCAUAGAGCAGGAAUACACACUCUUCGGGAGUGAUGGCCGUCCGUUUGGUUGGCCUAAAAAUGGAUUUCCUGCACCUCAAGGUCCUUACUAUUGUGGAGUGGGCGCUGACAAAGCUAUUGGACGGGACAUUGUAGAAUGUCACUACAAGGCAUGUCUCUACGCUGGGAUCAAAAUCUUUGGGACAAAUGCUGAAGUUAUGCCAGCUCAGUGGGAGUUCCAGGUUGGUCCCUGCGUAGGUAUUGAAAUAGCAGAUCAAUUGUGGGUUGCACGCUUCCUGUUGCACCGUAUAUGUGAAGAUUUUGGGGUUAUUGCAACUUUGGAUCCAAAACCAAUGAAGGGAAGCUGGAAUGGUGCUGGCGGGCACACUAAUGUCAGCACCAAACAGAUGAGGGAAGAAGGAGGAUUGCAAUACAUUGAGAAGGCUAUCGAGAAGCUCAGCAAAAGACACGCGGAGCACAUCAAGGUGUAUGACCCACACGGUGGUCAGGACAACCUUAGACGCCUCAUCGGUCAUCUUGAGACCUCCAGCAUCACCGAAUUUUCUGCUGGAAUUGCAAACAGAGGCGCUAGCAUCCGUGUUCCUCGCCAGGUGGGCCAAGAAAAGAAGGGCUACUUUGAAGACCGUCGCCCCGCAGCAAACUGUGACCCAUACCUCGUGACUGAGGCCAUCGUAAGAACCUGCCUGCUUGAUGAUGAUCAAGAAGUGAAGUCCAAUUAGAUAAGAUGACAAGGCGGAGUCAAUUCAACAGUAUGUCUGCUUGUAGCGCAUAUAUAAAUGUAUGUCACUGUAACUGAAGAAUUUAAAUGUUCAUGCUUCUUUCCCCCCAUUUUAUUAUCAACUGUAUUUUUUAUGCUAAUUGCCAUUUAGCCAUCCAUGGCAUGUUGCAUUAUUCAGUCGUGUGUUUUCUAACAUAUUUGGUCUCUGGAUAUUUAUUAUCAAUUUUAACAGUCUUGAGAGAUUCAAGUAAUAGAACUAAACUAUUAAAACUGGGGGUAAAAGGUAUUUUAUAACUUUCUGUAAAAUGUCAUUUUAAAAAAAAUGUUGAGGAAUAAAUUAGGACACCCCCACAUUCAAUCCCACUGAUAAUGGCUAAAAUCACAUCUUAACCCAUUGUUUUGAAAGAGGCU